Messenger RNA from Peniophora sp. CBMAI 1063, 1104 nucleotides. The record is from the annotation of a GenBank genome assembly. Lineage: Eukaryota; Fungi; Basidiomycota; Agaricomycetes; Russulales; Peniophoraceae.
AUGUGGGCUCUAGAUAAUGCGGACGCGGGGUGGUCAUGCAAAAAAGGCGACAUCUCGAAAGACUGUUCCGCUUGGAUUUGCGGCUGCCCAGCCCGUGUAGACUUUGUGCAUGUACUAAGACACUCGGGCGAGAAAAGUAACGAAGUGGCGGAUGCAUUCGCCAAGAUAGGCGCCGGAGGACCGGCUACUACUCCGUACCGACAACAACGGGUGCGGGCGCCGCCUACUGCAUCGACUGCACCAGACGUGACAGUGUCGUCGCUCGACAAAGUCUCUUCUUUGAAGCGAUACGGACAGGACUCUAAGCUUAGCCUUCUUUUGGGCUCAGCACGGGACUCGGGAUUAUUCUGGCGCACCAUCAAGCAUGACUACGAUGUCAUCCCGCCGCAGGUGACGGUUCUGCCGGCAGAGCUUACGCUAGAGUUUGUGCGCCGGAUGAACAAGCCUGAACAUCCGCUGCCCGAGUUAGAUCGUGCGGCCGCGCGCUUUGCGCAACUUCAAGCGCACGACCUCUCCACCAUCACACCUAGCCUCAAGCCUGAUAGCUUCUUUGCAGAACUCUUCAGUGUAAAGGACAUUGCCUGGUUGAAGAAGCAUAUGCGGGAGCGCUCCCUUGAGGUUGCACCGGGCUAUGACGGUGUGUCCAAGCCCGGGCUCAUGCUCAUAGCAAACGACAAUCUGGCCGCUCUGGCCGCUCUCUUCUCUCGAUGUAUUGAGAAAAAUGACGUGCCUGGUGUAUUGCUGACUACGGAGGUUGUCCAAAUUCUGAAGCGCGACAAACCGAAGCACGACGCGGCUAGUUAUCGCACACUUGGGUUGGAGAGCAUUGCCUUGAAAAUGUUGACUCUACUUGUGCCAUCCCACUCCUGCGUGUUGACGGUUCCGUGCAGAAUACUUACACAAUGGGCAGGUCAGCAUGGUCUACUGCCGCCGACACAGAGUGGCUUGCGGCAAAGAUAUUGCACGGCAAACAACGCUCUUGUCGUGCGACGGUUCAUCGAGAAGGCACGCGCAAUGAAGACCCCGCUCUACGUUGCCUCCGUCGACGUCACGAACGCAUUCCCUUCUACUGAUCGAGACCGGCUCUGGGUCAAGCUACAUUGA